AUGUCAGAAAAUGACCAACUCAUACAGAGCUUUGUAGCGGUGACUAGUGCACCCAAAUCCGUUGCAGAGCAGUUCUUAGAGAAGAACAAUGGCGAUCUCACCCAGGCAAUUGAGGAUUUCUACGCCUCCAAUGAAGAAGGCUCGUUCGAACCUACUGCUAGACAUGAAGCAGAGAAACGGGCUCUGGGUCAGAAAGCACGUUCCAAGCCAUCAGGAUUCCGUACUUUGAGAGACCUCAACGAAGACUCGGACGAUCCCGAGAACACAGACACCAAUUUCUUCACUGGUGGCGAAAAGUCAGCGUUGCAAGUGGAGAACCCUGAUAAAGACAAGAACGAGGGUCACCAGCCUUCUCUUAUUGAGCGAAUCUUUCAAAAGGCGCAAGAGCAAAUGGAUGAGCCCGAUGACCGGCCAUCGGCACAAAUGGAGCAGCAACAGCCGUCCAACUUCGCUGGCGCUGGAUUCAAGCUUGGUGAUUCGGAGCAGCCCCUGGAGGUAGUCGAAGACCCAUUUUCUAACGCAAGGAAUAGACCAGCAAAGGUGAACAGAGAGAUUGUGUUUUGGAGACAGGGCUUCACUGUGGGAGAUGGGCCUCUCAAGAGAUACGACGAUCCAGAGAACCAACUUCUCUUACAAGAAUUGAAGCGUGGCCGCGUGCCUGUGUCUUUGUUGGGAGUCGAGUUUGGCCAGGAUGUCGACGUCUCGGUGCUCAAGAAAACAGAUGAGGAUUAUGUUCCUCCUAAGCGCAAGUUGGGUGGAUUCCAUGGCCUGGGCCAGCGUUUGGGCUCACCAGUACCAGGAGAGAGCUCUGGAGCUUCUACUCCCGUUGCUGAGCCUAAACCCGAAGAAAAGAAGGAGCCUGUGAAGCCUCAAGAUCAGGGCACAGGUGACUCUUUGGUGCAGAUUCGGUUUGCAAGCGGUAAGAAGGUGGCACACAAGUUCAAUUCCACGGAUUCCAUUGGCACUGUCUAUGACUUUGUCAGAAAUCAUGAAUACAACAGCGAUUCGCUGAGAUCGUUUGUUUUGUCGCAUGCUUUCCCAGUGAAACCCAUUGAGGAGUCUCUGGGGGUGACUGUCGAGGAGGCGAAGUUGAAGAAUGCUGUGAUUGUACAAAGAUGGGCUUGA
This is a messenger RNA of Candidozyma duobushaemuli, 1125 nucleotides long. RefSeq names its product protein phosphatase regulator (gene SHP1). Gene Ontology annotation, molecular function: ubiquitin binding. Gene Ontology annotation, biological process: proteasome-mediated ubiquitin-dependent protein catabolic process; Golgi organization; nuclear membrane reassembly. The coding region runs from base 1 to 1125 and encodes 374 amino acids. The record is from RefSeq and is a predicted model, not a curated record. Gene Ontology annotation, cellular component: nucleus; cytosol. NCBI's taxonomy places the organism in Eukaryota, Fungi, Ascomycota, Pichiomycetes, Serinales, Metschnikowiaceae. The transcript has a single exon.